UAAUCAUACAGGUUGAGAAGACUUUUUAUACAGAAAAUAUAUUUGGACAAAUUGUUUCUGUUUCGUGCAAUAUUUGCUUUGAAAGUGUUUGAAAAGUGUUAAGUUUAAAAGCUUAUACAUUAUUCAUAUGCAAAACAUAAAAAGUUUUCGUUUCUUCUGUAAGAGUUCAACUCAACUCUGCUAAUUCGUUGGAUUAUUUGUUUAUCACUGUACAGCUGAUAGAUCCAAGUAUCUGCUAUGCUAAUCGAAUGACUGACGGUGAAAUGUCUGAUUGUUUUUCAGAAAAUUACUGUAUUUUUUUUAAUUAAUGAGAAAAAGUUUUUAAAUUCGAAUGAGCAGGAAUGUGAAUCUUUUGUUUCGAAAAUGGUUAAUCCAAACAAUUUAAAUUAUGAAGGCUGUACUAACAAAGGCGCAGAAAGGCAAAUGACUUAUGAAUCUCCGUAUGUUGAAAUUUCUGGUGAUGUUUUCCUCAGCAACUCAACAAAUUCUUCUGGUUUUAAUGAUGGUGGUUCUGUCAAUAGUUUCCUUGAAGAGGCCGAAAUUAUAUCGAAUGAUGACAUCACAACAGCUAGUAAGCAAAUGCGAAAGAAGUUAACAUCAUUUUUUAUGAACCCUAUUGAAAAAUGGAAGCAGAGAGGAAAAUUCCCUUGGAAGCUGUGUGUGCAAGUUGUAAAUAUCAUCCUGGCAACAAUACAAGUGAAUCUUUUCGGUUUUCAUAGUUUUGGGUAUAUGCAGCAACAUUUAGACAUGACAACGGCCAUAAGCCGAAUAUUAUUAAAGGACUGGAGCGCAGAUGUGGCUGUAUAUCCACCAAAUGGACCUUAUGCUGUUUAUACUGUCCCCGAUUUUUAUGACCAUAUUGAUAAUGUAAUUAAACAGUAUUCCAAAAUCGAUUCCUUAGCCAUAGGACCUUUUGGAUAUGAUAACAAGGACAAUAAUUUAACUGAAAUGGAAUUUUGUAUCAGUCAAUUCGAUGGUCAAGUUUUUGCUGGGAACCUUACAAUACAAGUUACUGAUUUAUUAGAAGAACGCUGUUUAACUAUACCACCUCUUUAUCCCAGUGGUGAUCCAUUAUGGGAAAAUUUUUCUAUGGCCUCAUUCCUUGAACAAUCAAACCACACAUUAAAUUUUAAAACUCUGAAUAAUGCCAAACUAAAACUUAGAUUAAAAACUAUUUUUAUAAAAUCUUUAAACAAACUAGAUUUCCCCGAGUGUUACAGUCUAAAAUUAUUGGUAAAAUAUGAUAACACUGAACAUGAUGGACAGUUAGUUAUAAAACUAACCAUCCGUUCCACUAAAUUUAGUUGCCAUGUUAAUUCCAAGAUAGAAGAUCAAGGUGAAACAUUGUAUUAUAUGCUGAGGCAAUUAUUAAACAGCUUUGUUAUAAUGUUUAGUGUUAUAUCUGCUAUUCUCUGUGCACGGUCACUGUAUGCUGGAUAUAAGCUGGCAAAAGAGACAUACAACUUUUUUAAGCAGUAUUACCAAAAAGAAAUCUCCUUUUGUGAGCUACUGGAUUUCAUUGACUUUUGGUAUGUGAACAUUAUUGUUAGUGAUAUAUUGCUUGUAGCUGGAUCUCUUGUCAAGAUGCAGAUAGAAGAGCGAAGUUCUGAAGGUGCCGAGUAUGCCAGAUGCUCAGUCCUGCUUGGAGUUGGGAAUUUAUUUAUUUGGAUUGGAAUUCUGAGAUAUUUGGGAUUUUUCCCAAAAUACAAUAUGUUAAUUCUCACUGUGAAAAGAGCCUUACCAAAUGUCUUAAGAUUUCUGGUUUGUGCAGUAAUGUUGUUUGUGGGAUCCUGUUUCUGCAGCUGGAUUGUUUUAUCUCCAUACCAUAUUAAGUUUCGUACGUUGAGUCGAACAGCAGAGUGUCUUUUUUCUAUUAUGAAUGGAGAUGACAUGUUUGCAACCUUUGCUCUGCUAGACACACAGCACGCUUUGAUUUGGUGGUUCUCAAGGCUUUUUCUUUAUGCUUUUCUUGUUGUAUUUAUUUAUAUAGUUGUAUCAUUGUUUAUAUCUGUGAUAAUGGAUACUUUUGAAACAAUUAAACAUAUAUAUGUUUAUGGUGCACCACCACACACCACAGUAGAGACGUUUUUAGCAUCUGAACCAUUACCACCUAUUAAUCCAUUAUCAUAUGCAUCUGGAAAUAAUGUCAAUCACUUCAUACAAUUUUGGAAUUGGCUAAAGCAUUCCUGGUCUGUUUAUAAAGAUAGAGGAAGGCUCUGAUCUUUGUUCUUUUAGGUUUUUAUAAUUUCUUGCAAUUUUAGAAAUAUUAUACAUUUAUUUUUGAAUAGUAAAAAGUGCUGUUUGAAAAUCUUUUAGUGGAUCAAUUUUAAUUUAUAAGAAGUAGAAAAUACUUACAGAUUUUAUAUUGAAACCUUUUUUAUUGUAUAUAUUUAUCUGAUGAGUAUAAAUGUAAGGAAUUUCUUUAUUAUAUUUAAAGUAAUUUAACACUUAUAUCAAAAUAAUGAAUAAGUAUAUAUUAAAAAAGAAAAAUCUGUUAUAAAAUUAGUUUUUAGCUUUUACUGUGCAAGAUUAUUUUUCAAAUAUGUUCCUAUAUAAUUUUGUGGCUCUCCUCUUCAUAAAAUAAACAAAUUCCCCCCCCCCCCCCAUUUUAAGAAAUUUAAAAUGUGUUGUCAAAUAAUCAUGAAUUAUGUUUUAAAAAUUCUAAAAUAAUUAAGAUUUAAAAUUGUUUGAAAUGUUUAAUUUUGAUGUAAAGCAGAUUUUUAAAUGUGUUUUGUUUGGACUAAUUGCUGUAUGCAUUGCUGUUUAUGCUUUAUGUCCUUUUAAAAUUGGUUAUAAAUUUAGAAUUUGUUUCUAUUUUUAAAAUUGGGUUUUGUAAAUAGAUUACAAUGCAUCCGACAAAAUAAACAUUUUUAUAUUAAUAAAUUUUUUAAAUAAAUAUUUUUAGUAAGGUAAUGAAAUACUAUUAAUAAGUAAAGCAAGUUAUUGCUAAAUUUCAUAGACAAUUUCAUGGUAUUCUAAAUUGCACCUUGAUUAAAACUUGAUAAAAAAAUUUUUUAUCUUUCUUUCCCUAUUUAAUUUCUAAUCAAAAUU
Argiope bruennichi is the source of this 3051-nucleotide messenger RNA. Its product is annotated as mucolipin-3-like. Gene Ontology annotation, molecular function: NAADP-sensitive calcium-release channel activity. The record is from RefSeq and is a predicted model, not a curated record. Gene Ontology annotation, cellular component: plasma membrane; lysosomal membrane. The coding region runs from base 364 to 2220 and encodes 618 amino acids. The transcript has a single exon. Lineage: Eukaryota; Metazoa; Arthropoda; Arachnida; Araneae; Araneidae.